Molecule: messenger RNA, 1672 nt
Organism: Ziziphus jujuba (common jujube)
Lineage: Eukaryota; Viridiplantae; Streptophyta; Magnoliopsida; Rosales; Rhamnaceae
Product: protein SRG1
Exons: 4
Coding region: 215-1306 (363 amino acids)
Source: RefSeq, a predicted model, not a curated record
UUUGUUAAAGUAAAUUGGAAAAAGAAUAAACAGCCUUGUGAAAUUUUAUAAUUAGAAAUUCGCUCAACUCGAGAAAAAAUAUUUAGAUAAGGUUUUAGACCAAAUAUAUAUGCUUUCCAUCAUGUUUCAUGUAUCACCAUUAAAUCAAAAAUACUAAAGCUUUAAAGUCCAAGUCAUUGUUAGAGCAGGAUUCCUAGUCCAAAAACUUGUCAACAUGGCCGGUACUGUUUCCCAUCUUCCAGCUGAUGCACUACUUUCAAGGCGUGUCCAGGAAAUGGUUAUCAAUGGUGAAGAACCACCUCAUCUGUAUAUUUGUCGAAACGGUGACCAUGAACCUGAUCAAGAUGUUCCUACUCAGUUAUCUUCAAUUCCCAUCAUUGACCUCAGUCUCAUCUCAUCGUCUUCAUCACAACCAAGCUCUAAACCAGAUCAUGAUGAGCUGCGCAAACUUCACUCAGCACUAAGUUCAUGGGGCUGCUUUCAGGUAAUAGGCCAUGGAAUAUCCAGUUGUUUUCUGGACAGCAUUCGGCGAGUUGCAAAGGAAUUCUUUGAACAACCAAUGGAAGCUAAAAAGAAGAUUGAGAAAGGAGUUUUGGAGGUUCAAGGGUAUGGAGCUGACCCUGUUCCUGAAGAAGGUCAACCCCUUGACUGGUCUGAUCGCCUUGUUCUUGAUUUAUAUCCACAAGAUCAAAGGGUACCCAAGUUUUGGCCUGAAACCCCGACUUCAUUCAGAAAUAUUUUGGAAGAAUACUCAUAUAAGAUAAAGACCUUAACCGAGCAGAUUUCGAAAGCCAUGGCAAAGUCAUUGAAUUUAGAAGAAAAUUGCUUCUUGAAUCAGUUUGGUGAACGAGCUCAACUGCAAGCAAGGUUUAACUACUACUCAUGCUGUGAAAGGCCUGAUCUGGUUCUUGGUCUAAAACCUCAUUCAGACGGAACAGGGUAUACCAUCAUCUUGCAAGAUGAUGUCGAAGGUCUUCAAGUUUCCAAAGAUGGAAAAUGGUUCACCGUUCCUACAAUUUCUGAUGCUUUCCUAGUCCUCAUGGGUGACCAAAUGGAGGAGCCUUUGCAGAUAAUGACAAAUGGAAUGUUCAAGAGCCCGGUGCAUAGGGUAUUGGCCAACUCGAAGAGGGAGAGGAUUUCUCUGGCUAUGUUCUAUACACCUGAAGCCAACAAAGAGAUUGGACCAGAACAAGCGCUGAUCAAUGACAUAAACCCAAAGUUGUUCAGAAACUUCAAGGAUUAUGCUGUUACACACUGGGAAUACUACCAGCGAGGACAGAGAGCACUUCAUGUUGCCAAAGUUUAGAAUUGCUUUUAUAUAUAUGGUUAUUACAAGAUAUAUAUGUAUGUGUGUGUGAGUAAUAUAUCUUUAUUUUUUUCCUUUUUUUUUCCUUUUUUAUUUUUUAUUUUUUAUGUAUGUGUGUGUGUGAAAUAUCUGUUAAUGUUAUGUAUGGUUUUUACAAGAUAUACAUGUGUGUGUGUGUGUGUGUGUGUGUGUGUGUUGUGUGGAUGUAUGCAGGUCCUGUUAUUGUUUUCUAAGACCGUAUUUACUGUCACUGCUUGUGUGGUACAUGUGAACUAGAGUUAGUCCACAGCAUAUCUUGCUGUUUUCUUCCUGUGCAAGUAUUUUUUCUUCAUAACAAUUAAUGUUACGGUUGGUAAAUUUGGAAAA